Messenger RNA from Hemiscyllium ocellatum (epaulette shark), 2654 nucleotides. Its product is annotated as tricarboxylate transport protein, mitochondrial-like. NCBI's taxonomy places the organism in Eukaryota, Metazoa, Chordata, Chondrichthyes, Orectolobiformes, Hemiscylliidae. The transcript has 9 exons. The coding region runs from base 39 to 962 and encodes 307 amino acids. Gene Ontology annotation, biological process: mitochondrial citrate transmembrane transport. The record is from RefSeq and is a predicted model, not a curated record.
GCUGCUCCUCAGGAAAGUCCGGGGCCUCAGGCCCGGCGAUGGGCUCGGAGAGGCCCCGCUGGGCGGCGGCGGGGGGCGGCCCCAGGAAGGUCACCCACCCGGUGAAAGCCGUGCUGGCAGGUGGAAUUGCUGGUGGAAUUGAAAUUUGUAUCACAUUUCCAACCGAGUACGUGAAAACACAGUUACAGCUUGAUGAGCGUGCAAAUCCUCCACGUUAUAAAGGCAUUGGUGACUGUAUCCGAGUGACCGUCCGGGAUCACGGGCCUAAAGGACUUUACCGUGGCCUCAGCUCCCUCCUGUAUGGUUCCAUUCCAAAAUCAGCUGUCAGGUUUGGGACGUUUGAAUUUCUACAUGACAGAAUGGUUGAUGCGAAUGGGAAGCUGAGCCGUGGGAAGAGCUUUCUGUGCGGCUUGGGAGCUGGAAUCGCUGAAGCUGUGUUUGUUGUGUGCCCUAUGGAGACAGUAAAGGUGAAGUUUAUUCAUGACCAAUGUUCACCCAAUCCUAAAUACCAUGGGUUUUUCCAUGGUGUCCGAGAGAUUAUUCAGGAACAAGGUUUUCGAGGGACGUACCAGGGGGUGACAGCUACCGUCCUCAAACAGGGCUCAAACCAAGCAAUUCGCUUCUUUGUGAUGACCACACUACGCAACUGGUAUAAAGGUGACGAGCUGCACAAACCAAUCAAUCCAUUUGUCACAGCAGCGUUUGGAGUUACUGCUGGAGCAGCUAGUGUUUUUGGGAAUACUCCUCUGGAUGUCAUAAAGACAAGGAUGCAGGGCCUUGAGUCUUUGAAGUACAGGAAUACUUUGGAUUGUGCACUUCAGAUCUUUAAAACAGAGGGGUUAUUUGCGUUCUACAAAGGAACAAUCCCACGUUUGGGCAGAGUGUGUCUGGAUGUGGCCAUUGUCUUUGUUAUUUACGAAGAGGUUGUCAAAAUUCUCAACAUGAUCUGGAAGACUGACUAAGGAGAGUUACACACACACAGCACAGCCUGACCCUGACAUCUCUCUCUCUCUCUCUCUCUCAUGUUCAGGUCUACACCAUCAGGGCAACCUUCCUGUCCCCUUCACUUGCCAAAGUGCAUCAUAACCAGGUUAAAGUAGACUAGUUAAUGACCAGACUUGACAUUGUGGAUGUUUGGGGGAUGUUUGAUGUAGGGAAAUGCCAGGGGGUUAAUUAUUUCCCUUUGCUCAUCUAUUCCCAAUGUUUCUCUCCCUUAUCCCUUUUCCUGUGGGAUGUAUAUUUGUAAGGUGUCCCUGUUCUUUGACUUUUUUGGGAUGGUUUGCUCCUGAGAGCUGGAUCGGAGGGGCCUGGCCAUGGUGAAGCAGCUCCACUCUGUGCCUUACACUGUGUCAAACCUGCGACUGAUCCUGUUCUCAUCAUCCUCCUUCAAGGGCUUUUAUAUGGUUUGUUUAAAAGUGUUUUUCCUGCAUCCUACAGGGACUGUGUUUUUAAAACAAUUAGUAUGCAUAUUGAAUUUUAUAAAUACAGAAUUGGAGUUGGGUCAGUCCAAUGGCCCAGUCUCUCUGGUGCCAUCACCACUACUACUUGGUGUUUCUGGUAGGGAUCUCUCUCUCUCUCCGAUGUGUUCACAGACGAUCCUUUGUGCUGCAGUUUUCCCAUGGUCAGCAUUUGGUUUCGUGGAAUCACUGGGGGUCACAGGAAGCCCAUUCAUCAGUGGGACCCGGGUGAACAACUGGCUGAUGUAGUCUUCUUUGAUUCUGUCAUGGGAUGUGGGCACUGCUGACCAGGCCUAGCAUUUAUUGCCUGUCCCUAAUUGCCCAAGGGGCAAGUAAGAGUCCACCACAUUACUGUGGGUCUGGAGUCACAUGGGGACCAGACCAACUAAGGACAGAAGAUUCCUUCCCUAAAGAACAUCAGUGAGUCAGAUGGGUGGUUCUGGACAAUUGAUAGUGGUUGCUUGGUCAGCAUUAGGUUAGAACUUUUAUUCCAGGUGCUGUUUGAAUUCAUGUUACACCACCUGCUGUGGUGAGAUUCAAAUCUGUGUCCCCAGAACAUGUGGUUUGGGUUUCUAACUUGGGAGGCUACUGUGUCCCUGUCACAGUCUCAACAAUACGUUCUAGUACCAUCUGGCUAAAUGUGUUGGAUUCUCUGCAACACAGUGAUGAAAUGUACCACCACACUUUUAUAUACAGGGCAAGACAGGUCUGGUUAAUGCUGAAGAAUACCCUCUGCUCUGAUCCAGCUACAGUCUGGACACAAGCCCUGUGACAUUAUCAGGGAGCUGCACACUUAUUGUUUAUUCAUUCUUCAUCAAUGUUUUUACAAUUCUUAUUCAGUAAAUGAAAUCAGCUGAUUUGAGCGGGAUAUAUUUCAUGACCAGGUUCAGAGGAAUGUGGAUCUUGCUGGGAAAAGGCUGACUGAUUACUAGCCCCCAUGAGCAGGGGGGGUGGGGGGCAGUGAAUUGUUCAUUCUGUCCAGCCAAAGUCACAGCCAAUCAGAAAGGUAUUGCUCUGUGAUUGUAUUGGAUGGGGGAGAUGUGUUUCUGUCAGGGUGAUUUGUGAUUUGAGGGUGACAGCGUUCCUGUGAGUUGGCCGCUGUGAACCAUCAUCCAUUGGUCAUACUGGACAGUAUUGUGGCCUGUGAACAUAUAAGAUAUUGUCAUUGUUGCUGACUGUUCUCUAUACAGAUUAUUA